Acomys russatus (golden spiny mouse) is the source of this 2438-nucleotide messenger RNA. It is a transcript of the gene Hal, whose product is annotated as histidine ammonia-lyase. Gene Ontology annotation, cellular component: cytoplasm. Lineage: Eukaryota; Metazoa; Chordata; Mammalia; Rodentia; Muridae. Gene Ontology annotation, biological process: L-histidine catabolic process. The transcript is spliced from 19 exons. Gene Ontology annotation, molecular function: histidine ammonia-lyase activity. The record is from RefSeq and is a predicted model, not a curated record.
CCCUGGUUUUUCUGCAUUCAAAGAGGGCUUAUUUAACCUAAUCUCUCUCCUGCUUUUAGCUCAGCUUCCACGAAGGCCAAAGGAUCACCGGAGACCGCAAUAAAUAUUUGUUCAAAGUGUGAACGAGCGAGGGAAGGGGGAGUGUUUUGAAAGUCCAUUCUCAGCCUCCCUGCCAACCACACCCCAGCAGGCACUCCCCUCCCGGGUAAAGGAUAAAGGCUCUCGCCAUCAGGGGCGGUAGGGAGAGAGCCAGCCCUUGGUUGCAGUGGCCUGUUGCUCAGAAGGGUUAUAGUAGGGAGCCAUGCCUAGGUACACGGUGCACGUGCGUGGGGAAUGGCUGGCCGUGCCCUGCCGGGACGGGAAGCUCACUGUCGGCUGGCUGGGCCGCGAGGCCGUGCGACGCUACAUGAAGAACAAACCGGACAACGGUGGCUUCACCUCAGUGGAUGAGGUGCAUUUCCUUGUGCGCCGGUGCAAAGGCCUGGGCCUGCUGGACAACGAGGACCUGCUGGAGGUAGCCUUGGAGGACAAUGAGUUCGUCGAAGUGGUCAUUGAAGGCGAUGUAAUGUCUCCUGACUUCAUUCCCUCACAGCCUGAAGGAGUUUUCCUAUACAGCAAAUACAGGGAGCCUGAAAAGUACAUUGAUAUAGAUGGGGACAAUCUGAGCACAGAGGACCUGGUCAGCUUGGGAAAGGGACAUUACAAGAUAAAGCUCACUCCGAUUGCCAAGAAGAAAGUGGAGCAAUCCAGGGAAGUCAUAGACCGCAUCAUAGAAGAAAAGACAGUUGUUUACGGCAUCACCACAGGUUUUGGGAAAUUCGCCAGAACUGUCAUCCCCAUCGAUAAGCUGCAGGAGCUUCAGGUCAACUUAGUUCGCUCCCAUUCUUCAGGUGUUGGAAAGCCGCUCAGUCCUGAGAGGUGUCGGAUGCUCUUGGCUUUGAGGAUCAAUGUUUUAGCCAAAGGAUACAGCGGGAUUUCCUUGGAGACCCUGCAACGAGUUAUUGAAAUAUUUAAUGCCUCCUGCCUAUCCUACGUUCCAGAGAAAGGAACCGUGGGUGCCAGUGGAGACCUUGCUCCACUCUCUCAUCUUGCUCUGGGACUCAUUGGAGAAGGAAAGAUGUGGUCCCCAAAGAGUGGCUGGGCUGAUGCUAAAUACGUCCUAGAAGCUCACGGGUUGAAACCUGUUGUUCUGAAACCAAAAGAGGGCCUGGCACUCAUCAACGGGACGCAGAUGAUCACUUCCCUGGGCUGUGAAGCUGUGGAGCGAGCCAUUGCCAUUGCCCGGCAGGCUGACAUUGUGGCUGCCUUGACCCUUGAGGUGCUGAAGGGCACCACCAAAGCCUUUGAUACCGACAUUCACGCUGUCCGCCCUCACCGAGGACAGAUUGAAGUUGCUUUUCGGUUCCGGUCACUCUUGGACUCAGAUCACCACCCAUCAGAAAUCGCAGAGAGCCACAGGUUCUGUGAUCGUGUUCAGGAUGCAUACACCUUACGCUGCUGUCCCCAGGUCCACGGUGUGGUGAACGAUACCAUAGCAUUUGUGAAGGACAUCAUUACUACAGAACUGAACAGUGCCACAGACAAUCCCAUGGUCUUUGCCAGCCGAGGAGAGACAAUCUCAGGAGGAAAUUUCCAUGGUGAAUACCCAGCCAAGGCCCUGGACUAUUUGGCUAUUGGCGUCCAUGAACUUGCGGCAAUUAGUGAAAGAAGAAUUGAAAGGUUGUGCAAUCCGUCCCUCAGUGAGCUGCCUGCCUUCCUGGUGUCUGAAGGAGGUCUGAACUCUGGAUUCAUGAUAGCCCACUGCACUGCAGCAGCCCUGGUUUCUGAGAGCAAGGCUCUGUGCCACCCUUCCUCCGUGGACUCUCUCUCCACCAGUGCUGCCACGGAGGACCACGUCUCCAUGGGAGGAUGGGCAGCCAGGAAGGCCCUCAGGGUUGUCGAGCAUGUGGAACAAGUGCUGGCCAUUGAGCUUCUUGCGGCCUGCCAGGGCAUAGAGUUUCUACGUCCCCUGAAAACCACCACUCCACUGGAGAAGGUCUACGACCUCGUGCGCUCUGUAGUGAGGUAAGGCCAACAGGUCGUCCACGGUGGGUGUCUGCGGACGAGGGGCUGUGGUGGCUCACGGCUCUGUUUCCUCUGUAGGCCCUGGAUAAAAGAUCGCUUCAUGGCCCCGGACAUCGAGGCGGCCCACAGGCUGCUGCUUGAGCAAAAGGUCUGGGAAGUGGCCGCACCGUACAUCGAGAAAUACAGAACGGAGCACAUCCCAGAGUCCAGACCGCUGUCCCCAACAGCGUUUUCACUAGAGUCUCUGCGAAAGAAUUCAGCCACAAUUCCAGAGUCAGAGGAUCUUUAAUUGGCUUCCUCCUCACGGCUGGGCAACUCAGAGGCACCUGGGCCGUGUUGAAGGAGAGGCCCAGGAACCGCCCGUGACGUGCAGA